Molecule: messenger RNA, 1857 nt
Organism: Suncus etruscus (white-toothed pygmy shrew)
Lineage: Eukaryota; Metazoa; Chordata; Mammalia; Eulipotyphla; Soricidae
Gene: ALG6
Product: ALG6 alpha-1,3-glucosyltransferase
Exons: 14
Coding region: 180-1703 (507 amino acids)
Biological process (GO): protein N-linked glycosylation
Cellular component (GO): endoplasmic reticulum membrane
Molecular function (GO): dolichyl pyrophosphate Man9GlcNAc2 alpha-1,3-glucosyltransferase activity
Source: RefSeq, a predicted model, not a curated record
UUCCUCAAAGAUAGAGACAUCAACAUUGAACUUCUUGGAUAGAGAAACAUCACUUAAAAUCACCCCCAAACUCCCAGUUCUGAAGAACUGAUAACAUUUCUCAGAGCAAAGGAGCGACUGUGUGCUAGAAGUAUUCAGACACUUCUGUAUAUCUUCCUUCCUAAAUUUGAAGAGGAAAUAUGGAGAAAUGGUCUUUGAUGGCAGUUGUGGUCUUAUUGGGACUCACAGUACGGUGGACAGUUUCUCUUAAUUCUUAUUCAGGUGCUGGAAAGCCCCCGAUGUUUGGUGAUUAUGAAGCUCAACGCCACUGGCAAGAAAUCACUUUGAAUUUACCCAUCAAACAAUGGUAUUUUAACAGCAGUGAUAACAAUUUGCAGUAUUGGGGAUUGGAUUAUCCACCUCUUACAGCUUAUCACAGCCUUCUUUGUGCAUAUGUGGCAAAAUUUAUAGAUCCAGACUGGAUUGCUCUUCAUACAUCACGUGGAUACGAGAGUCAGGCACAUAAACUCUUCAUGCGUGCAACAGUUUUAGUUGCUGAUUUACUGAUUUACAUACCUGCAGUGGUUAUGCACUGUUAUUAUUUAAAGGAAAUAUCAGCCAAGAAAAGGAUAUCCAGUGCACUGUGCAUACUGCUUUAUCCAGGCCUCAUCCUUAUUGACUAUGGGCAUUUUCAAUAUAAUUCUGUGAGUCUAGGCUUUGCUUUGUGGGGUGUUCUUGGAGUAUCUUGCAACUGGAACUUGCUGGGGUCACUAGCAUUUUGCUUGGCUCUAAAUUAUAAACAGAUGGAACUCUACCAUGCCUUGCCAUUUUUCUGCUUUUUACUUGGCAAGUGCUUUAAACAAGGCAUCCAAGGAAAGGGGUUUGUGUUGUUAAUCAAGCUUGUCUGCACCGUCGUGGGCUCCUUCAUUCUCUGCUGGCUGCCAUUCUUUAUGGAGAAGGACCAGAGCCUGCAAGUUCUAAGAAGACUCUUCCCAGUUGAUCGAGGUUUAUUCGAGGAUAAGGUCGCUAAUGUCUGGUGUAGCUUCAGUGUCUUUCUGAAGUUCAAAGAGGUUUUGCCACAUCAUAUCCAGAUAAUAGUCAGUAUUUGUCUUACAUUUUUGAGCCUGCUUCCUGCAUGUAUAAAAUUAAUCAUGCAGCCCGUGAAUGAAAUGUUCAGAUUUACAUUGGUUAGCUGUGCACUAUCAUUCUUUUUAUUUUCCUUUCAAGUCCAUGAAAAAUCCAUUCUCUUGGUAUCACUGCCGGUCUGCUUAGUUUUACAUGAAAUUCCUUUUAUGUCGACUUGGUUUUUACUUGUUUCAACGUUUAGCAUGCUGCCUCUCCUGCUGAAGGAUGAGCUCUUUCUGCCCUCCGUGGUGACAGCGAUGGCCUUCUUUAUGGCCUGUGCCACCUCCUUUUCCAUAUUUGAAAGGGCUUCCGAAGAAGAACUGCGCUUGAAAUCCUUUUCCGUCUCUGUGAGGAAAUACCUACCGUGGGUCACCCGUCUCUCCAGAACUAUCCGCCAUUUGUUUUCUAUCUCAAUAGUAACUAUGGUCCUAUUGACAGUGAUGGCCGUCACUCUGGCUCCUCCUGCGAAUUUACCCGACUUAUUUGCUGUAUUGGUAUGUUUUGUAUCCUGCUUACACUUCCUGUUCUUCUUGGCAUACUUUAACAUUAUAAUCAUAUGGGAUUUCAAACAUGGACGACACCAGAAGAAAAUCAACUAGCUGUCUUCCCAAACAAAAGGGACAGUGUUACCAGUGCUAAAAUAUUCUGUGAACUUCUUGUUUUGUAUAUGUGAAAUUAUCUACUUGAGAUUAUGAAAUUAAAGGAAACAGUGAUACCUCAUUGUUGUCUACACAAAAUAAAUGUAGAUGGAGA